This is a messenger RNA of Rhipicephalus microplus (southern cattle tick), 2154 nucleotides long. RefSeq names its product cell surface glycoprotein MUC18. NCBI's taxonomy places the organism in Eukaryota, Metazoa, Arthropoda, Arachnida, Ixodida, Ixodidae. The record is from RefSeq and is a predicted model, not a curated record.
AUGACGUCAAGCAAUGCUCCCGUCGAAGUGACCGCCGUGGCCGGUGGUGACGCCUGGCUCCCGUGCAACAUCACCCCUGACGGCAAUGAAGAGCGACCAGUGGCUCUAAUCCUGUGGUACAAGGACAACUCUUCAACUCCCGUCUACACGGUCGACGCUCGCUGGGGCAGCCUUCUCCAAGGCGCGCGGCACUUUCCCAGUGAAGAGGACGAAGAACUCGCCGCCAGGAUGAGCUUCGAGGCCAGCCACCAGCCAGCACUGUUACGAGUGACGCGCGUCGAAGCCGAAGACGCCGGGGUGUACCGCUGUCGGGUAGACUACCGCCAGGCGCGCACUGAAGUCACUUACAGCGAGCUACGUGUCAUAGUGCCUCCGAGGGAGCUCAUUGUGCUUGACGAGUACGGCCAAAGGCAAGUUGAUGUUCUUGGGCCAUACAACGAAGGCACCACUGUUCUACUCGUAUGCGAAGUGGAAGGAGGAGAUCCUCCGCCCGAAGUUGUCUGGUACAAGGACGGCGAACUGCUGGACGCCAGCUUCUCCGUUCUGUGGCCGCAAGGCGUAGUGCGCAACGAGCUGCGAAUGGGUCCGUUGCGACGUCGAGACCUUCUGGUCGCGCUUCAAUGCACCGCCUCGAAUAACAACUUCACCGAGGAGCUCUCGUCCCGUCUCAAGUUGGACCUCACUUUGAAGCCGACCGAGGUGAAGGUGUCAUUACCUGCACUGUCGCCACCGGCAAGUGGCGCCGCCCUGGUGGCUGGAGAAGUUGCGGAAGCACGCUGCCUGGCACGCGGAGCGCGUCCCAUGGCGCAAGUCGCCUGGUUCAAAGGCAGCGAGCGCCUGCAGCAUGACCGCCUGCUUUCUCGAGAACCUGGACUUACUCUCAGCGCAGUGAGCUUCGUGGUUCGCGCCCAGGACCAUGGCUUGCAGCUUACGUGCCGAGCGGACAACCCGAGCCUUCCGGGGAGCGAGAUCAGCGAUUCACUGCCGCUUAAUGUUCAGUAUCCGCCACAGCUGUCGCUAACCGCAACCGACCUCCGUCCUCACGAAGGUGAGAAUACGACGCUACGUUGCGACUGGAUAGCCAACCCGACCAUCAACGCCGUCUGGUGGCGCCGAGACGGGCAGUUGCUGGAGUGGCGAGAUGACGUUCUUCACUUGAGCAACGUUACCAGGUCCCACUCUGGCCUGUACGAGUGUCUCGCCUCUAACCGCUUCGGCGAAAGCUUCAGCAAUCAACUGAGGCUGUCCGUGCAGUUCGCUCCAGAAUGCGCCGAGAAUCAAAGAGAAGAGUACGCGGCGUCUCCCGAGCUCCGCGUCGCAUGCGAAGUACGCGCCAACCCGAGCGACGAGCUGCACUUCGAGUGGCUGGCCAACACCACCAAGCGCACAGGGCGCAUCAACAGUCUAGUGGUGAACGGAACCCGGGCCCUGGCUCGGGCCGUCGCCAGCAGGGAGCUCGAGUACGGCCUGCUACUCUGCUGGGCUUCGAACAGCGUCGGAAAGCAGCGAGAACCUUGCGUCUUCCGCAUCGUGCCUCCCGCACCACCAGCAACUCCACACAACUGCACGGUGACUGCUCAGAGUCAAGACGGCAUGGCUGUCACCUGCGUGCCGGGCUCCACAGGUGGCCUCCCGGUCACUUUUUUUGCUGAACUUCUCAUUGACGGCACGGCAACGUCAACGCCUGCACUAUUGAGGAACGCCAGCGACACCCAAAGGCCCGAGUUUAGCUUCUCAGAGGCAAAACACGCAGUUCAGCUUCAAAAGUAUUCGCCUGAGAAGACUUUUUGCGAGUGCACUUCCGGGGACGUUGUGUACCAGUCUCCAGAUCUCAUCACGAACAAAUACGGAGUGUCAGGCGAGUAUUCCAGCCGUGCAGACCGAGCCGUAGCAGUGUCAACAUUGCACGGCGAGGUAGUGGGUGCGUCUAUGAUGGAUACCUGCUGCCCCGGCACGGUCAGCCUGGAGUCGGGCUGUGUGGAACCCGUGCAAAUCAAGCUCACAACAUUCGCCCCUCGCACCAGCCCCGAAGACCGCAGGAGGGCGUCGUCUCCGUGCAUUUGUUCGCCCUCGAGUGUGCUACAGGCACGAAAGACUUCGCGCCCGCAGGACCUGUACUGCACCGGAAAAGAAUCGGCGAUCACUGCCACAUGA